This is a messenger RNA of Gastrolobium bilobum, 2238 nucleotides long. Its product is annotated as protein high chlorophyll fluorescent 107. The transcript has 8 exons. NCBI's taxonomy places the organism in Eukaryota, Viridiplantae, Streptophyta, Magnoliopsida, Fabales, Fabaceae. Gene Ontology annotation, cellular component: chloroplast. The coding region runs from base 51 to 2015 and encodes 654 amino acids. Gene Ontology annotation, biological process: mRNA processing; regulation of translation. The record is from RefSeq and is a predicted model, not a curated record. Gene Ontology annotation, molecular function: mRNA binding; single-stranded RNA binding; protein binding.
ACAUUCGCUUUGUACGUAAAACACGAAACAGUUUUGUCAGUUAACCAGAAAUGAACACGCUCCCUUCUCCUCCUCCUCCUCCAUCUUCUUCUUCUUCCUCUCCGAAUUUCACUCUCUUCACUCAGUCCAAGAACCCCAACUACUUCUUCAAAUUCACCCUCAAAGUACCCGUUUUACCCUUCCACUCUUCCCCUUCCCAUCUCACUGCACCUGCACCAAGUUGCUCUCUCAGGGACUCAUCCUCCUCAUCAACCACAGUGCUGGAAAAAAAUGCCCUUUCCUCCGAACAGAGUUCCCUCAAUGCCGUUUCACCAAAAGACUCAAACUUUGAGGGAGCGCUCGUGGUUCGCCGGCCGGUGAUGGAGUUUUCCGGCAAAGAAUCCGAUGAUGAGGAAGAAGGGAAAGGGACAAAGGAUGAUGACCCGAAAGCUUUAGCAAUUGAUUCCGGGCUCACUAAAUUUGCAAAGAAGAUGCCGAUUUUUGAGCCGGAGAGGAUUGAAUCAGAUUCCAAAGAGAAGCCCCUGACUGUGAAUUUGGACCUGGCGUUAUAUAAGGCAAAGGUCUUAGCUAGAAAAUUUCAGUUUGAAGGAGCAGAAGCUAUACUUCAGAAGUGUAUAAGCUAUUGGCCUGAAGAUGGUCGACCUUAUGUGGCACUUGGGAAGAUUUUGAGCAAGCAAUCCAAAACAGAUCAAGCCAGAGAGAUAUACGAGAAGGGUUGCCAGGCUACUCAGGGUGAAAACGCAUACAUUUGGCAGUGCUGGGCUGUUCUUGAAAAGAAAAUGGGAAAUGUCAGGAGAGCUAGAGAAUUAUUUGAUGCUGCCACGGUUGCUGAUAAGAGGCAUGUUGCUGCUUGGCAUGGAUGGGCAGUUCUAGAGUUAAAGCAGGGAAAUAUAAAGAAGGCAAGGAAUCUGCUUGCCAAAGGUCUUAAAUAUUGUGGACGGAAUGAGUACAUAUACCAAACACUUGCAUUGCUUGAAGCUAGAGCAAAUAGAUAUCAGCAGGCUCGAUAUUUAUUCAAUCAGGCCACUACAUGUAAUCCUAACAGCUGUGCUAGUUGGCUUGCUUGGGCACAAAUGGAGGUGGAACAGGAAAAUCACCGUGGUGCUAGGAAAUUGUUUGAGAAAGCAGUGCAGGCAAGUCCUAAAAAUAGGUUUGCUUGGCAUGUAUGGGGUGUUUUUGAAGCUAACGUGGGCAACAUUGACAAGGGAAGAAAACUUCUAAAGAUAGGCCAUGCUCUAAAUCCGAGGGAUGCUGUUCUCCUUCAGUCUCUUGCAUUAUUAGAAUACAAACACUCAACUGCAAACAUCGCCCGGGUUUUGUUCAGGAAAGCAUCGGAAUUGGAUCCAAGACAUCAACCUGUUUGGUUUGCAUGGGGUUGGAUGGAAUGGAAGGAAGGAAACUUGAAUACAGCUAGAGAAUUGUACCAAAAAGCUUUAUCAAUUGAUUCAAAGAGUGAAACUGCUGCCAGGUGUCUCCAGGCUUGGGGUGUUCUCGAACAGAGGGUUGGUAAUCUUUCAGCUGCCCGCAGAUUGUUUAGAUCCUCGUUGAAUAUAAAUUCUCAGAGUUAUGUGACAUGGAUGACCUGGGCAUCACUGGAGGAAGAUCAAGGAAAUUCUGUGCGUGCUGAAGAGAUCCGUGACCUCUAUUUCCAGCAGCGGACGGAAGUUGUAGAUGAUGCUUCAUGGGUUAUGGGAUUCUUAGAUAUUUUAGACCCUGCCAUUGACAGUUUGAAGAGACUCCUCAAGCUGGACCCAAAUUCGUACAACAUGCCACCGGAUUUUUUGAGAAAUAUUGCCGGAACAAUUUCAAACAGGGUUGAUUUUUCUAGUCGCAAUGAUGAUAAUGAUGUGGAUGGUGAAAGUGACUUUGAUUUGGAUGCUUUCAUUGUGGAAAGGUUAUCCUUAGAUUCGUCCAAUCUGGAAGUUCAGUUGGGAACACCAAAAAUUUCUUCCGUGAAGAAAAGUUUGUCUCCUAGAAGGAUAUGGCGAUCAAAUAAUAGAAUUGGCAAAGUGUAAGUGCACAGCAUAAGUGUCUAUGUAGUUUAGGGUUGGGCCUUUAGUAGCUAUACAGAUUGGUGUCUUGUAAAAUUUGCUUUGACUAUAGUAUGACGAUAGCAUAAGAGAUGUCUUGCCUUAUGUUGAUAACAGAGCACUAUAAGAAAUGACUUUUAAUGAAAACAAAGUAUACUAAUGACUAACAGCAUUGAAUUUGUCUUUGAGGAAAAAGCUUCUUUAAAUA